CCUUCUUCCGGGUAACUAACACACACACACACACACACACACACACACACACACAGCGCGAAAUUAUACUCCAAACAAUUAUUUGGUGUGUGAAUUAGAGCAUGUCUGAUGUGUGGAGAUCUCAGCCUUGUUCCAGAUGUGCAGACUGGAUGUCACAGCUUCCUUCAGAACUCCUUGAUGUUCCUUUAUGGAAUCUUACCAUACCUGGUAGUCAUGAUACCAUGACGUACUGUCUGGACCGCAACAGUCCAGUCCUGAGUUCAGAGCCCUGGAUACUGACCGUGCUGGACCACGUCGUACCCUGUGUCAUUCGGCCAUGUAUAAAGAAGUGGGCCACCACUCAGGAGCUGUCGAUUUGCAGCCAGCUGGACUCAGGAAUUCGGUUUCUCGACCUAAGGAUUGCCCACAAGAAAAAAGAUUUGAGCUGGAUGUUUUAUUUUGCUCAUGGAAUAUACUCUCUCCUUACUGUGAAGGAGGCUCUCACUGACGUCGCUGACUGGUUAGUGUGUCACACUAACGAAGUCGUGAUCAUCUCCCUGUCUGCUUUUGAAGAUGUCACCCCUGUGCAGCACAACAACCUCAUUAACUUUUUGAUAGAACUCUUUGGCAAGAAACUCUGCCCCAAAUCAGAAACACCUUCUCUGAGAACAUGUUGGACUUUCGGUUAUCAGGUGAUUCUUUCCUACGCUGAUCCGUCUGGGUCUGAGUUUGAGGAACUUUGGCCUGCAUGGGAUUAUUGGUGGGCCAACGAGUCGGACCCAAACCUGGUCAUUUCAUAUCUUGAGCAUAAGAAGGACACAGGAAGACCAGAUGGUUUCUUCAUGGCCGGUUUAAACCUCACUGAAGAUACCAGAUACGUCCUCUGUCAUCUCACACAGUCUAUGAAGAGCAUGACGCUCCAAGCCUACACUGUUCUAAUGGACUGGGUCAAAAAGCAGCACCCUGGUUCCCUGAAAACAUCCAUCAAUAUCAUCUGCGCAGACUUUGUCGGGAUUUCGAGAAACGAAUUCUGUGAGGUUGUAAUUGGACUCAAUACAAAACACUGAAAACAGGAGAGAAAAGUGAUGCACUUUUCCAUAAAGACCUGCUUUGAUAUUUAGACGUAUCUUUAAUAUUUAUAUUUUCAUAUAUCUUGUACAUGACUGUACAGUUUACAGAAAAAAAGUAAUUUCUCAAGAUUUUCUCAAGACUUUCUCCCUCCCCUUCUCACCCUUCUCUCCUCUUCCCACCUCUUCCUGACACAUAGAUUAUUUAGGGAUUCACAGGCAGUUAGUUGAGCCUGCACUGUUCCUGUGCACCGGGUGACGCUGCUGCAUUAGGCUUAGAGCCACACAGUAGACAGAUGGUUGAGGAGAGCCAGGAGGAUCUCAUUACACAGUCUUAUGAAAGCACCCCGGAUACAAGUGGUGAAAUGUCUGUGUGACCCUCCUGUUCCUCUACCUUGCACUUCUUAACACCAGUUUGAGGAAAUCUGGAAAGUGGGAAGUCUAGAACUAUUUCUGAAGAAACAUGAAGAAAGAGGAUGAGGACCUUUUCACUGAAGAAGGACAGCAGGAGAGCAGAGAGGAUUAGAACGAAGAAAACGAUAUGGAGAUGGAGAGGAAAAGCGGUAUAGUAGAUAUAUUCUAUCUAUCUAUCUAUCUAUCUAUCUAUCUAUCUAUCUAUCUAUCUAUCUAUCUACCUGCCUAAAUAAAUAAAUAAAUAAAUAAAUAAAUAAAUAAAUAAAUGUCCAAACAUGAGAUGAAAGAAAAGCUUAUUCAAUAAUAGCGGUUCAAACAAAUGUUUUUCCAUUCAUUAAACCUCUGAAAUGACAUUAUGUUAUCAACCAUGCAGCAGAAUAUAUUUCUGGCUGUUUACGUAUAAUAGAACAGUUUAUCCUCUAUAGUAACUAAUCAAAAAGCAAAUUAAGGCACUUACUACACAUUACAUUUGGCUGGAGUUUAUCCUAAGUUGAAUUCAUCCUCAGAAUAAACCCAGAGCUCUUAGUGGACUCCUGUUUAUACUGUUCUAUAAAUACAAGCAAACUGAUUCAUUUAUUGAAUUUAUUGUCCUAUAAUAUGGAGAGUAUUAUGUGUAACUUAUACCGGAUUGUAUUUACCUCAAAAAAUAGUAUUAAUGUUUAUCUAUUUAUCCAGUUAAACUAAAACUCUCUCUCACUCUCAUUUUCUACCGCUUAUCCGAACUUCUUGGGUCACGGGGAGCCUGUGCCUAUCUCAGGCGUCAUCGGGCAUCGAAGCACCCUGGAUGGAGUGCCAACCCAUCGCAGGGCACACACACACUCUCAUUCACUCACUCACUCAAUCACACACUACGGACAAUUUUCCAGAGAUGCCAAUCAACCUACCAUGCAUGUCUUUGGACCAGGGGAGGAAACCGGAGUACCUGGAGGAAACCCCCGAGGCACUGGGAGAACAUGCAAACUCCACACACACAAGGCGGAGGCGGGAAUCUAACCCCCAACCCUGGAGGUUCAGCUUAGCACUAUGCAUUUGACUCAUUUGACUCCAGUCAGCAUGAGGCAUCGGCUCAAAGACUGUGAAGCAAGGAAGGUUCUUCGCUAUCAGCUUGACUAAAAUCAGGAUGUGAAGAAUGAAUCUAAACCUUCUCCAUCAUCUGCCAACCCAAACUUAGUCCUUAUUUGACUCACUGAAGAAUCAGAACUCUGUUUACUAAGCUCUAUUGGUGUGUUGCUGGUACAUGAUCAAUAUAGGUGUAGGUAUUUAUAUAGGUGAGAAAAAAGGAGCAUGAACUUGACCAGGAUUUGACUGAGAUGGCGGUGUGUGUUGCAUGGUGACACAGACAACACUUGUCUUAUUUGCCAUGGUGAUUUGUGUAGAAGAUGAGGAACCGUCCGGGAACUGUACUGUUCACACAGCUUCCGCAGUGAAGUAGGAGACUUCUGCCUUUCAACAAAGAUAGGAAAUUGUACAGAAAUACUUUUUUGUUGUGGGUUCCCUACAAAUUUAUAUGGAUUUGAACAUAAAUAUGCAAUAAUAAUAAAUCAAUAAUAGAAUAAUAAAAUUUGACCAGACUUGACAUACUAUUGACAUAUUACCAACCUAUUUUACUAAAGAAUAUACUGAAAAGUAUAUCGCCAUGACUUUUUGAGAAUAAGCAAUUAGUUUAGUUUAGUUUUAUUCUCAAUGAAAUUAAAAAUUCUGAAUUCAUUUUCAGCAAAGUAAUACAUCGAUUUUUCAUGAUCCAAUCCAGUCUGUCAGAUUUUCUCACCAUUUGGUUAACUGACGGGGGGCACGGUGGCUUAGUGGUUAGCACGUUCGCCUCACACCUCCAGGGUUGGGGGUUCGAUUCCCGCCUCCGCCUUGUGUGUGUGGAGUUUGCAUGUUCUCCCCGUGCCUCGGGGGUUUCCUCCAGGUACUCCGGUUUCCUCCCCCAGUCCAAAGACAUGCAUGGUAGGUUGAUUGGCAUCUCUGGAAAAUUGUCCGUAGUGUGUGAUUGAGUGAGUGAAUGAGAGUGUGUGUGUGUGUGUGUUUGCCCUGCGAUGGGUUGGCACUCCAGGGUCCAGGGUGUAUCCUGCCUUGAUGCCCGAUGACGCCUGAGAUAUGCACAGGCUCCCCGUGACCCGAGGUAGUUCGGAUAAGCGGUAGAAGAUGAGUGAGUGAGAGUGGUUAACUGACAUUGGAGCUGUAAGAUUUAUUUAUCCUUCACUUCAUGUCAGUCAAAAGACAGUGAUGCAGCGGCGCUUUAGUGCUUAACCACUCUAACUCUCUACCUUAAAAGUGCCCUAACGCUUCACUGCUACAUAUAAAUCUGUCACAAUAAAGUUCUAGAGAUAAGUGGAUUUCAAUCAAGAUGGGAUUGACUGAGACUUUAAUAAAACCUGCUGUUCAACUCUAAAAAUUUGAGGAGCCAUCGACAGGUCCAGACUGCAGACGUUUCAAAAGUGUUGAUUCAAAAUGAGGACACACUUCAUGGAAUUCAGCGUUUUCAUAUCCUGUCUGUUUCUUGCCAUUUAAACUGAACGUCAAUAAAACAUCUGUGUGUUAAAGUGUGCCUGCGGGUUCAGGCCCAAAUAUUGUGCUGUUUGAACAAAAAAUGUAAAGAAAAAUCUAUUCUGUAUAAAUUUAUGUUGAAUCUUGCUCAAGUCUAUACAUGAUUAUUAACUUGCUGUAUUAAAAACAGCAAAUAUCAUAAGAUUCAUAAAACACCCCUAUUUCUUUUUUCCUUUUUGAUCCAACAUGUAAACAAUAUGGAAUCUACAUUUUUAAGGUGUUCGGUAUUAUCUGAUAUUUCAACAGAUGGAUUAUAUGCAUAUAAUAAUCUGUUUUUAAAUAAUAAUGAGGUUUAGGGAUUUUUUUUUCAGUUAGCCAUGAAGUGAAUAUUGCAUUAAUAUUGUUUCUAUGAAUUUAUAUGUAAUCUAGACUUUAUAUAUAGAUUUAUCAAAUACAUUCUAAACAAAACAUGUACAAGAUAUGAGAUAAGAUUUUUUUUGCAUGAAUCAUUUUAAUAUUAAGUUGAAUGAAUAUCAAUUUAUUAAAAUGAAUAAACAAUAAACAAUUAA
Tachysurus vachellii is the source of this 4519-nucleotide messenger RNA. RefSeq names its product PI-PLC X domain-containing protein 1. The record is from RefSeq and is a predicted model, not a curated record. Lineage: Eukaryota; Metazoa; Chordata; Actinopteri; Siluriformes; Bagridae. Gene Ontology annotation, biological process: lipid metabolic process. Bases 102 to 1046 code for a protein of 314 amino acids. Gene Ontology annotation, molecular function: phosphoric diester hydrolase activity. The transcript has 7 exons.